AUGUCCACCAGCUGCCGAAGACGUCUUAUCCGUGACUUCAAGCGUUUGUCGAGUGAUCCGCCCAGCGGAAUCUCAGGCAGCCCAUGCCCCGACAACAUCAUGCUAUGGAACGCGGUGAUCUUCGGCCCAGCGGAGACGCCGUUCGAAGAUGGCACCUUCCGGCUGCUGCUCACGUUCGACGAGUCCUACCCGACGAAGCCGCCAACCGUGCGCUUCCUCUCGCGCAUGUUCCACCCCAACGUCUACGCCAACGGCGAAUUGUGCCUCGAUAUCCUCCAGAAUCGGUGGUCACCGACGUACGACGUCGCUGCGAUCCUCACGUCCAUUCAGAGUCUUUUGCACGACCCGAACCCGGCCAGCCCUGCGAACGCCGAGGCUGCGCAGUUGUACCGCGAGAAUAUGAAGGAGUAUGUUUAUCGUGUGCGCGCGACAGUCGAGGAGAGCUGGAUGGAUCCGGAGGAUGAGCAGGAGGGCGGGGAUGGGGAGCAAGAGGUAUAG
Molecule: messenger RNA, 498 nt
Organism: Sparassis crispa
Lineage: Eukaryota; Fungi; Basidiomycota; Agaricomycetes; Polyporales; Sparassidaceae
Product: Ubiquitin-conjugating enzyme E2 2
Exons: 3
Coding region: 1-498 (165 amino acids)
Biological process (GO): proteasome-mediated ubiquitin-dependent protein catabolic process; protein polyubiquitination; DNA repair
Cellular component (GO): HULC complex
Molecular function (GO): ubiquitin conjugating enzyme activity
Source: RefSeq, a predicted model, not a curated record